GUUUUGAUAAAACUCACCAUGUUGGUGAACGUUGUCUCAGACAUUUUGGUAGCUUAGUCCCGUUGAUUUUUCCAGGGUUGGAACCAUGGAGCGUACAGCCAGCGUUAAUGCAGAUCCCGCCGAGCAGCCGGGUGGUCAGGGCCGCUGCGUUAAAUGGAGAAACUGGAUUGGCUUCUGGCUCCUUGGAUUAUGCAACAACUUUGCUUAUGUGGUCAUGCUGAGCGCGGCCCACGACAUCCUCGAAAAGCAAGAAUCAAAAAACUCCACAUCUGCCUCAGAUAAGCUGACUGUGGACUUUCGAGCUGGGAACAGUAGCAAUAGUAGUGGGUAUGACUGCAGUCCCGUCACCACAGGGGCUGUGCUGUUAGCUGACAUCCUUCCAACGCUCAUCAUCAAGCUUUUUGCUCCCUUUGUAAUCCACAAAGUACCUUAUGGUUUUCGAGUGCUGUUUUGUGUCACCAUGGCAGCAGCGAGUUUCCUGCUUGUGUCCUUUUCCUCUGCUGUGUGGAUAAGUAUUGUUGGAGUGAUCUUUGCCAGUAUAAGCUCUGGACUGGGAGAACUAUCUUUCCUGUCUCUUAGUGUCUUCUUCGACAGGAAUGUUUUGGAAGGCUGGGGGUCUGGGACUGGUGGCGCUGGUGUUGCUGGCUCCUUUCUCUACUCAGGCCUCAUCCAAGUGGGUCUGUCACCCCAGAUCACACUAUGUAUCAUGCUGGUUGUCCCGUUUGCAAUGCUGGUUAGCUAUUUUGGUGUGCUGGCUCCUGUACCUUCUUUACCUCAGUGGAGGAGGUCAGAGUUGGAGUAUGCAGCUGUGGAUUCUGAGGAACAACAGCAGCUGAUGGAUGAAUCAGAAGAUGAGGAACAGGAGACUUCAGCUUCAGAGGACAGAACCAGGGGAUCUGUUACCCUAAAGGAGAAGUACUAUGUCAUCAAAGGUUUGGUACGGUUUGUUGCUCCACUGGGACUGGUCUACUUUGCUGAGUACUUCAUCAACCAAGGCUUGAUGGAACUCCUGUUUUUUCACAACUUUUUCCUAUCGCAUGCAGCACAGUAUCGCUGGUACCAGACCCUAUACCAGGUUGGUGUGCUGGUGUCCCGAUCCUCUCUGUAUUGCAUAAAGUUCAGGAGAGUGUGGAUUUUCUCCUUGCUGCAGGUGGUGAACGCAGUCUUCCUCCUGUUUGCUGUGCGCUUCCAGUUCCUGCCCAGCGCCUGGAUUGUCUUGGUUAUAAUUCUCUAUGAGGGUCUGCUUGGUGGAGCAGCCUAUGUAAACACCUUCUACUUCAUCAGCAAGGAGACUGAAAGCAGAUACAGAGAGUUUGCCAUGGGAACUGCCAGUGUGGGAGACAGUCUGGGAAUAGCUCUGGCUGGACUUGUAGCUUUUCCUGUACAUAAAUACUUUUGUUCCCUGUGAGAAGCUCACACCCUAGCCAGCAGGAAGAACAAGCAACACACUGGAGGAUUCCAGAUACAGUAUUCCUCCUGAAUUCAUUAACACCCGUUGCUGAAUCCUCAACAACUGAGAAGUCACCUGACAUAAGAAUCUAUUAAGCUUCCUACCCACAAAAUAACAGUGAAAAGACCAAUGAUCCAGACUGACAGCUGGGUAUAUAAGCAUUUCUUCACUGAGACAAUUAGCAUUAAAAGUCAAUAUAUCUAGUUGUAAGUACUGAUUUUACAUCUUCUAACAUUUGUAACAUAAAGGGGCUUUUUUUUUUUCUAAUUAGUUUCCUUUUUAUGAGGAUCUCAAAUGGUAUACUGGCCACACCAGUGCUUAUAUUUAGACCUGGGCUCCUCCAACAGGUGCUCAUUUGAGGCCCUCAAGACUCGGCCAUGUACACAAACAGUUAAAAGAUCACACUGAUACAAUGGGACCAAACCAAUCAGAACUUUAAGACGCAAGCAUUAAAAGUUUUAAAUCAAUCCUAAACCUAGUGGGGAGCCAGUGAAGGGAUUUAGGUAUCACUGUUAUGUGAUCCUUUUUCCUAGUGUUUAUGAGAUGGGCAGCAGCAUUCUGUAAGGUUUCAAAAGUGACUCAAUAAAGACUGGUUUAGACCGAAAACAAGGAAUUACUGUAAUCCAGAAGCAUGGACAACCUUUUCAAGGUCAUUAUGAUCUAGCUUUCACUAGGAGCUGUAAGUAAAAGAAGCUUGUCCUAACCACAUUGUUUAUUCAUUUGUCAAGUUUAAAAUUUGAGUCAAAGAGCACACUGAGAUUUCUAACAGUAGAAGUGAGAGAAGAAUUAAGGCAAGCUGCUGUACUGUUCCCAAAUACAAUAUGUUCAAAUUUGUCCUGAUUUAAUGUAAAACAAUUUAAGGAAUUUUGAGCCAGUCACUGCUUAAUAUCUGAGAUACAGACAGACAAAGAAGUAGUUGCCUCAUCCCUGUCAGAAUUUACUGGGAGAUAUAUUUGUAUGUCAUCGACAUAGCACUGAAAGGACAGUUUGACAAUGACUGAUCCAAGUGGUAGCAUGUAAAGACAGAAAAGUAAGGGGCCAAGGAUGGAGCCUUGUGGGACGCCAUAAGAAAGAGGGGCAGUAGAAGAAGACAGGUCAACAAUCAUUACAAACAAGGAUUUCUCUGUUAAGUAUGAAGUAAACCGUUUAAGUGCCAUACCUCGAAUUCAAACAUUGUGACUUAAACAUGACAGAAUUACUGUGUGAUGCACUGUAUCAAUACUGAAGUGAGGUCAAACAGCACCAAGACAGUUGGGCAUCUGGCAUCGACAUACAGUAUCAUUGUGGACUUUUAAGAUGGCAGUCUCAGUGCUGUGAUGGGAUCUAAAACCAGAUUAAAACAUUUUAAAAAAUACAAUUAGUUUCUAGAAAGGACUGCAGAUGAUUAAAAACCGCCUUUGUAAAAUUGUAGAAAGGGCAGGUGAAACAGGUCUAGAAUUUGAAAGUACAGAGGAGUCCAAAUACGAGUAGAGGUCUGACCACCGUUGGUCCAACUGUAUUAAAAAAAACUCUUAAAAAUAAUAGUGAUGAUGUUUGCUAGUCCUGAUGUAAGAAAUGCUGCAGUGUAAAGUAUGCACUUAAAAACUUUGAUUUUCCUCAGUUAAAUAUGUUUACACUGAACAGUCAAGCUGGAAGCUCCUCAUUAGAUCAGUUUUACAGUGCCUUUAAAGAUUAAAUCCAGUUUUGUGUUUUAUUACCAAGUGUAGUUUCUAAGGGCUAUACACAGUCUUUCUAUUUAAGCGCUCAUCAUUUGCUAUUGUGCUAUUUUAAACAGUGUUUUUUUGUCAAAACAUUUGGGAAGGUUUCUGUUGAUGGUAGGGUGAGUGGUCCAAUUGGAAGAAUGAACCUACUGAACUAUGGCAUAUACUGUUGUACUUGUUCUAUUUUAUUUGAGGGUACUGAUAGAACAGAUUAUUUAGUGAAGUUGAAACAUUGAAACAUUCUACAGUCAUUUAUUACAAAUGGGACCAGUAGUAAUUUCAGGUGGAUCAGUUUUAGUAAUCUGGAAAACACAAUGUUCAGAACUUUAAUGAAUCAAAAUCUCACCUUCUUUCAACUUUGUUAGUAAUGAUCAUACAAUUAGUUUAUUACUCACAAGAGAACUGUAAAUGAAAUAUUAUUUAAGCACUAAUAAACUUUUUAAAGAUGUGCCUUGUUAGUUUAGAAAUGUGUCUCCAAAAUGAACCAAUGUGCACAAUCCUACUGACAUGGAGCUUCCAGAUUAUGAUGCCAUAGCUGACAUUUCUUAUUUUUGUCAAGGUUUUUUUUUUUUAAUCUUUUUUUUAUGAUUGUGAUUUUUGCAUGAAUAAAUAAUGAUUGAAUUUU
Girardinichthys multiradiatus is the source of this 3775-nucleotide messenger RNA. Its product is annotated as battenin-like. Gene Ontology annotation, cellular component: lysosome; membrane. The record is from RefSeq and is a predicted model, not a curated record. NCBI's taxonomy places the organism in Eukaryota, Metazoa, Chordata, Actinopteri, Cyprinodontiformes, Goodeidae. The transcript is spliced from 15 exons. Bases 86 to 1408 code for a protein of 440 amino acids. Gene Ontology annotation, biological process: regulation of intracellular pH; lysosome organization.